AUGCCGGGGGUUGUGGUUAAAUUUAGUAUCGAUGAAACAAUUCCACCGGUGAGGAAUGCAUAUUUUAACGUCCCCGCGGCAUUCCGCGAGGCUGCUAAGCAAAGGCUGAAACAAAUGGAGGAACAGGACAUAAUUGAACAGGUAACCACCGCGCCGAAUUGGAUCAGCGGCAUGUCGGCUGUCCCUAAAGGGAAAACUGACUUCCGCUUGGUCGUAAACAUGCGCGCGGCCAACAAAGCCAUCAAGCGUGAAUAUUUCCGCAUGCCACUUAUCGACGAUAUGACGAUAAAGCUCCAUGGAGCGAAAUAUUUUUCAAAGUUAGAUUUGAGCAAUGCAUUCUACCACCUCGAGCUCAGCCCGGAGUCACGAGACUUGACAACGUUUCUUUCCGAAUCUGGCAUGUACCGAUUCAAGCGGCUCAUGUUCGGCGUCAAUUGUGCGCCGGAAAUUUUCCAACGGGAAAUGACGAAUAUCUUGAAAGAUGAAAAAAAUAUCAUCGUGUAUAUAGAUGAUAUUCUCAUCUUUGGAGCCGUACUUGUUCAGGAGGACAUCAAAGGGUUACCUCGCGUAAUAAGCUUUGCGUCAAAGGCCUUUACAUCAACGGAAAAACGGUACGCCCAGAACCAGCGGGAGGCGCUUGGUGCAGUGUGGGGUGUUGAACAUUUUUCGUACUUCCUGCUGGGUCGUCAUUUCUUGCUGCGCACAGACGCACAGCGGGUUGCGUUUAUAUUGAAUCGAUCCCGCGAAAAUACAAAACGUGCUUUGACUAGAGCGGAUGGAUGGGCUUUACGUCUGAGCCCCUAUAGCUAUGACGUACAGUAUAUCCGGGGCUGUGACAACAUCGCAGACCCUUCGUCCCGACUCUACAUCGCGAAUGACGAACCGUUCGAUGAAGCUUGCAGUCCUUGGGAAAUUGCUAGCGUUGAGUCUAACUGCUUCGAGUUCUUGACAGAAGCCGAAGUGAGGGAAGCUACUGCGAAUGACGAGAUUCUCCAGCAAGUCAUAGUAGCACUUGAAACAGGAAAGUGGCUUAAAUCGCUCCGUAAAUACGAGUUAGUGGCAAAAGAUCUUACUGUUUCAAAUGGCAGGGCAUCCAAUGUCUGCAAAAAUGAGAAGCAUUCUUCGCAAAGGGUCUGGUGGCCAGGCAUUACAGCCGAUGCUGAAGAAUGGGUUGAUACUUGUCAGGUAUGCGCUACUACUGGUAGACCAGAGAAGCCCACCCCCAUGAAACGAUCGUUAGUCCCAAAGACAGCAUGGCAUUCCAUCGCGCUGGACUUUAAUGGUCCACACGCCAAAUUAGGCGGAGUGUCAAUCCUGGUAGUGGUAGAUUAUAGGUCGCGCUAUUUGAUAGCUCGUCCGGUUAAGAGCACAAGUUUUGAGAACACCAAAAAGGUUUUGGAUAACAUUUUCGAGCGCGAAGGAUAUCCUCAAAACAUCAAGUCGGAUAACGGCCCUCCUUUCAACGGUGAAGACUAUAAGGCAUAUUGCAGGGAGCGUGGAAUCAACACCAUCUUCAGUACACCUCUAUUUCCUCAACAGAAUGGCCUCGUAGAGGGGUACAUGAAACUUGUAAAUAAAGCCAUGGCGACUGCUCUCUCGAGUGGAACGAGCUACGAGAAAGAACUGCAAGACGCAGUUGAUGCUCAUAAUGCGGCGGCUCAUACAGUUACCAGAAUACCUCCCGAAGAAAUUAUGAUGGGCCGGAAAAUACGACGUCACUUGCCUCUACUGCUCGGUAAACAAUCAGAUCACGAUGAAGAUUUGAUCAACACCAGAGAUCGUCAGGCAAAGUUGCGAUCAAAAGAGUAUGAGGACUCUCGUCGUGGAGCUAGAGAGUGUCGCAUAAAGCCUGGAGACGUGGUAAUCACUGAGCGAUUGACACGGACGAAGGGAGAUACAAGGUUUGACCCAACUAAGCUAACCGUUGUGGCACAUAAUAACGGCAAUCUCGUGUUAUGCGACAAUAGUGGGAGAAACUUUCGUCGGCACGUUACCCAAACUUGUAAAGUAAGAGAAUGGAGGGACCGCGAACCUGUGGAGGAAAAUGAAACACAUGAACAAGUAGAGUCACGACGUUGUUCCAACAGGGAUCGAAAGCCUCCAGCGUAUCUGGAGAGUUACGUACGAGUCUGUGAACUCGAAGAUCUGAACCGUCGUGAAUUUAGAUAA
Molecule: messenger RNA, 2169 nt
Organism: Wyeomyia smithii (pitcher-plant mosquito)
Lineage: Eukaryota; Metazoa; Arthropoda; Insecta; Diptera; Culicidae
Exons: 4
Coding region: 1-2169 (722 amino acids)
Biological process (GO): DNA integration
Molecular function (GO): nucleic acid binding
Source: RefSeq, a predicted model, not a curated record